CACAUGCGAUUGCGCGACGCCACACUUUAUCGUGACGAUAAGUAUCCAGUUUUUGGCAAGAUAUCUGCCACGUCUCGUCUGGGCUCCAUGGACGUGUAGCUUGAUCGGCUUCUUACCUAAGUACGUACAUAGAUACUUGCUUGCAGCCUUCAACCCCGCAUCCCCUCGACAGACGCAUCUCGUCAGCUCGGAUAUCCCCCCACCAUGGCCCCCUCUGCCGUUCAAGUGGAGCCAAGACAGCUGCCGCAGACCAAGCAGCUGGUCCCACGCUCCAAAGAAGACGCAUCCAAGGAGUUGACGCCCCUCCAGGCCAUCUCGCAGGGCAUGUGUCUUCCCAGCGUGCCGCUCUUCUCGUCGUACGACAAGCAGCGCGCAUGGAUCCUGUCUCACAUGGCUGGCGCCUUUCGUAUCUUCGCCAGGAACGGCUUCACCGAAGGCAUGAGUGGCCACAUUUCCGUCCGCGACCCCGAGAACCCCCACACCUUCUGGACAAACCCACUCGGAAAGCACUUUGGCCUGAUCAAGGCAUCAGACAUGGUGCUCGUUGACUACGAGGGCAAAGUAGUCGGCGGCAACCAAAGCAGGCCCGCCAACGCUGCCGGCUUCCUGAUCCAUUCGGCGGUGCACAAGGCACGGCCCGAUGUCAAUGCAGCGUGCCACUGUCACGGCAGGGCAGGCAAGGCCUGGAGCGCUUUUGCGAGGCCGUUGGAGAUGCUCAACCAGGACGCCUGCUACUUUUAUGGCGACGCCCAAGCCGUAUACAAGGACUUUGGCGGUGUUGUCUUCAGCGAGGAAGAGGGCAAGAGACUGGCCGCCGCCUUGGGGCCAAAAGGCAAAGCCAUGGUCCUGCGUAACCACGGCUUGCUGACGGUAGGAAGCACAGUUGAUGAAGCAGCAUACCUCUAUACGCUGAUGGAGCGCUCGUGCCAAGUCCAGCUACAGGUCGAAGCUGCUGCCGCCAACGGCAUUCCAAAGGUGUACGUGGAUGACGACGCGGCAUCCUACACCUUUGAGAUGGGCAGCGAUGCGGAGACGCUGUAUUGGGAACUCCAGCCCGAUCUCGAGUACGAAUAUGAAAUGAGCAACGGCAACUUUGCGCACCCUGACUGCGAUGAGGUUGUUUGGCCCGGAUAUUAGAGCACCCUUCACGACACUUUUGCAAAUAGAUAGGAAUACUAGAUGAUAAAAGGUGCUCCAAUGUUAUGCCUCUUCCGC
Messenger RNA from Exserohilum turcica Et28A, 1215 nucleotides. RefSeq lists its product as uncharacterized. Gene Ontology annotation, molecular function: actin filament binding. Bases 205 to 1137 code for a protein of 310 amino acids. Gene Ontology annotation, cellular component: cytoskeleton. The transcript has 3 exons. The record is from RefSeq and is a predicted model, not a curated record. NCBI's taxonomy places the organism in Eukaryota, Fungi, Ascomycota, Dothideomycetes, Pleosporales, Pleosporaceae.